Alternaria rosae is the source of this 1005-nucleotide messenger RNA. RefSeq lists its product as uncharacterized. The record is from RefSeq and is a predicted model, not a curated record. Lineage: Eukaryota; Fungi; Ascomycota; Dothideomycetes; Pleosporales; Pleosporaceae. The transcript is spliced from 4 exons. Bases 1 to 1005 code for a protein of 334 amino acids.
AUGUCCAACCCGUAUCUGUAUUGCAAAGACAAGAGUCUCAGUCUAGGCGACUUUUUCAGAUUGGCUGUCCAGCUACCCAUCGCUGCCCGAGAGCAGGAGGCACCGCCGCUUGAGGUGGCUCUCGGUAGGGUUUGGCCAUCCGAGUGCGUUAUCGUUGUACCAUAUUUGACCCGAGGCUCGAAUGUGGCCUCCAGGAGUGCUCGAGGCCGCUCGUACCGACCUGGAAGUCAUUGGGGGAGGUGGGAUAUAGUUAUAGAAGCUUCGGAGGCCGAGGCUGCGUCGUUCUGCGGCUUCAAGAGCUUCUUCUGGCAAGGCUGCCGCGGUGACGGUGGUGGUAGUGUUGGCUGGGGAGAGACGGAGGAGUUGGAGCUGAAAUUUUCAGCCAAAAAGCGGUUUGUGGGCCGCCGAAGGGGUCAAAGCGGAGGCAGGAGGUCGGUGCAGGCGGAGCAGGCGGAGCAGGCAGUCCAGCAGCUCCGGAAGAGAAUCCAAAGGGAAGGCAGCAGUUUGGGAGGACAGCCAGGAGGCAUUGACCUUCUUCAGCACUUCCACAGCAGUCUGUUUGCUUCUGUAAAGGUCAAUGCUGGUCGCUGCACCCUUUUGGUGACCACAAUGUUAUUCGGCUUUACCUUUCUGGUUGUCCAAGUUCUAGCCUCAUCCAACAGACAUAGCUCUAGCACCACCUUCCUACUCCUGCAUGAAAGGAACGGCAACGUACCCAACGAGACCGCUUCCAAUCUCUCCACCACACGAACCGGACGGCAAGCGGAAGACACUACGCCUCCUCUUUGCCUCCCCGCGGAGAAGUCUUCAACGAACGCGAAAGAGACCAUAGCGCUUCACAUCGUCGACGCCCUCGUACCAAGGCCGGCUACAGGGCCGAUAACAUUGCGGUGCCUGAAGGGACACCAACCUACGCGACGCCGCGGCUGUUGCAACAACAAGUCUUAUCGAGGACGGCGGGACAGCAUGUCAACGUAUAAACUACCUCCAAGAUGCUACUUUUGA